GCAUACCUUAACCAGUCGUCAGCGCCAAACCAAAUCGGCAAAUCCGAAUGCUUAGUAGUGACAGUGCGCCGCGUGCUCCGUUUUGAGUUACUUGCCGAUGCCAUGAUAUCCAACAGAACCUUCAGCGGCAGCAGCGCGGGCACGUUAGGUCACUCGAGACAGCUUGCCUUCAACUCCGGGCGCGGCGCUUCAUCGUUCCGAUUAUCUUUCUUUUCCCGAAAAACAUUUAUGAAUUCUUUAAGUCAUCGAUUCAGUAGGGAUGCUUUCUCCAGAGAUGAAAAGGGUUCAGAGGUAGAGAAGAGAAGGAAGGUACAGAGGAGCUCCAGUAAUGAAGACGAUCCACGGAGGGAGGAGAAGGGGCUUUCCGGAAUUUAUGUGCCGAGGCAAAAGUACAUCUCUGUUUCGAAGGCAGAGCUUCUCCAAGCUAUUCUGGAGAUGUUUGAACUGAAGGAAGAUGCCGACAACUUCCUUAAGUUAUCCGUGUGCUUGGAUUCCAUUCUGCAUGCUGAACAUAAAGGCAUUCUUGAGGAAAUGAGAAGCUAUUAUUCUCCUCAUUUACAAGACCAAAUUCAGAGAACAAACUUUUCAAUACAAUCUUGGGAAGCUACAUCUGGCCUGCCUCACGUGGCCUCAAACGAUUCAAUGGGUGUCCGUGGCAAGAAAACAAACUUCCCCGGCAAUGGUGAAGAUGAGAAACCUGUAGAUAACUCGGACCUAGGGAGGUUUUUUGAAUCACUUUCUGGUAAAGGUGAUAGAAAGCCUUCAAUGGACUCACAAAGGAUUGCCGUUGCAAUUCGUUUUCAGCAGUCUUUUAUGAAACUUUUACACAAUGCACAAUUUGAAGAACUAUCAGCCCAAGAUUUGCUAUUGACAAAUGCACUAAAUAGUGAUUAUCUGUUGACAUUGCCGAUAUAUGUUGACUGGAAGCGUGCAUCUGAAUCCCAUGCGAUAAUAUUCAGGCGUGGAUAUGCAACUGAAAGGCAAAGAGGUCUACUUAUAGCUGAGAAAUUUGAUUACUUACAAUCAAAGUUGCUGCAAGAGAUUUUCUUCAAUCUUUCAAGGCCACUAAAGCAAUUCGGAAAGUGGCUCUAUGAGACACUAAAAGGUUUCAAUAAGGCACAAAGUGUGACGGCAAGGAUCGAUGCAGCAAAACUUUGGCUUAAGGAUCAAUAUUCUCUAGAAAGAACUUGGUCCUACGGACAAUACUUCCUUAGAAACCAGCUAAGAUCUGAUAUAAUGGGAGACAGCGACCUUCCUAUUUGGCUAGCCGCACAAAGAGCAGUUCCUCGAUAUGAAGGGUUUCUGUCAGUAGUUGGACCAAGGAGAAGAUUAAUGAAGAAACUUCUUACUUGGGUUGGAUUGGUUCCUUCAAUGCCAGAAGUAUCAGUUGAUUUUGAUAGAGAUACCCAUUCUUCAGAAACAGAUUCGAGGCCAAACUUCUUACAAAGAAUUACUCUUAGCAACUUAUGGGAACCUGCUUCAAAAGAAUCUUGUGGAAACAAUGUUUGGAAAAUAUUGAGUACUGCCGUGUCAAUUUUAUUUUCAAGGUCAAUUCUUCAGGAGCCUGCUUUUGAAGAAUUGAUUCUGCUUUAUACUGAUGAGCGAAAUCAAAGGGAAGAUACGGAUGAUGCUUUACGAUUGCAUUUGAAGAUUUAUGAGAGAAUACCUAUUCCAGAUCUUCCGGUCAUUUUUCCUCACAAGAAGCUGUCAUUCAGGAUUCUAGAUACUGUACGUUUGGAUGUCGCAAGCAUACUUGGGUUAUUGGCAUUCUUUCUGAAUUACAAAUUUGAAAACAUCCUCUCUUCUCCAUCUGCAGUUUUGCUUGAUGUAAUUGGCACCACUGCACUUAUAGUGUAUGUGAGCCGUGUGGUCCUAGGUUACAAGCAGACUUGGGAUAGAUAUCAGCUUCUUGUCAACAAGACUCUUUAUGAAAAAACAUUAGCGAGUGGCUUUGGUUCAGUCCAUUUUCUUCUAGAUGCAUCAGAACUGCAGCAAUACAAGGAAGCAAUUUUGCUGUAUGCAAUUUUACUGCACCCAGAAAAAUAUGAGGUUUUUAAUCGUAAGAGCAUUGGGGCUGAGUGUGAAAUGUUCUUGUUUGACAAAUUUAAUCUGCAGAUUGAUAUGCCCAUUGAUGAGGCUAUGGAUACACUAAUGAGAUUGGAUCUUGUUUCUGAAUUUCCUGUUGAAGGAAAUCUCAAACCAAACGCUAUUCCUUGUUCAAAGGCUUACGAGCAUUUAAGAAAACGCUGGAGUAGCUUGCUAGAUUUGGGUUCAUGAAAUGCAUCAUACAGGUAAUAUUCAAAUUCUCGUCUACAUUUUGCCUGCCUGUUUAAAUAAAAUUAUCAGCAACAACCUGAGGAGAGCACCUCUUUUUUUUCUUUUCACCUGAUUAUAUGCUGUUGUGUAGAGUGAAUCAUUUAUUUGGUAUAUACUUUGGAUGGAAAAUUUUGUUCUUAUUCUUUAUUCUUAUUUUUUAACCCUUCUUAAAUCAAGGUUGUUUGUCACUUUUGAUUCGGUGAUGUAUGAAAUAUCAUGUUAUUUUAUUUAAAAAUGUUAAUUGUUUGGUCU
This is a messenger RNA of Dendrobium catenatum, 2568 nucleotides long. RefSeq lists its product as uncharacterized. NCBI's taxonomy places the organism in Eukaryota, Viridiplantae, Streptophyta, Magnoliopsida, Asparagales, Orchidaceae. Bases 103 to 2277 code for a protein of 724 amino acids. The record is from RefSeq and is a predicted model, not a curated record. The transcript has 14 exons.